This is a messenger RNA of Microcebus murinus (gray mouse lemur), 5219 nucleotides long. Lineage: Eukaryota; Metazoa; Chordata; Mammalia; Primates; Cheirogaleidae. The record is from RefSeq and is a predicted model, not a curated record.
UCGUGUUGCUCCCAACGAAGGGUUGUGCUCUGCUGGCAUCCAGACGGAGGCAGGAGUGGCUGACCUCACUUUGGUGGGGGACAGAGGUUGAAAAAUAAUACAAGAAGCACAUAAGCAAUGAAAUGGAAAUACCAGAAAACCUGUAUGAUGAUGCCACUGAUGACGAUGACAAAGAUGGAUCAAUUCAACAAGGAAAGAUUGGAAAAACUGAUAAUCCGCAAUUUUCUAGGAAGGAAAAUAAAGAGUGGGAUAGUAGUGUUCCUGCCUUGUACAUGAAGCAAGUAAAGACAAAUGAAAAUAAAAGCUGGACCUCAGAAGAAUCUGUGAUGACACCAAUGUUUGAGGAGACCAACUUAUUAACUGGUGGUCUACUGCAAGUGGAUGAUGACAGCAGUUUAAGUGUAAUAGAUCAAGAUGAAGGAAGGCCUGCCGAGGAAACAUCUGAGGAAAGGAACACGGUCAAUAACCAAAUAUUUCCUAGGAAUGACCUUGAUGACUUAACUCAGUCAUCUGACAUAGUCUCAGAGGAUUGUGAGUUGCCUUCCUCAAAUUAUAAGAAAUUUAUGUUGCUCGUUGAACAACUUGGAAUGGAUUGUAAAGAUUCUGUUAGCCUAUUGAAAAUCCAGGAUGCAGUUCUUUCAUAUGAAAGAUUAAUAGAACUUAAAAAAAAUCACUGUGAACAACUUACAGUAAAAAUUAAAAAAGUGGAAAAUAAGGUUAGUGUACUACAAAAGGAGCUAUCUGAAACAAAAGAGAUAAAAUCACAAUUAGAGCACCAAAAAGUUUCUUGGGAGCAAGAAGUCUGCAGUUUGAGAUUUACCUUAAAACAAGAAGAAGAGAAGAGAAGAAAUGCCUAUAUGCUGUACGAAAAAAUCAGGGAACAGUUAAGAAGAAAAGAAGAGGAAUAUAGCAAAGAAGUUGAAGUGAAACAACAACUUGAACUGACUCUGAGGACACUAAAUAUGGAAUUGAGGACAGUAAGAAAUAAUUUGGAUCAGGUUAUACAAGAGCGAAAUGAUACCCAGAGGCAACUUUCUCAAGAACAGAAUGCCAAAAUAAUGCAAGAUGAGAUUCUGAACAAUCACCUUUGCAAACAAAAGAACCUAGAAAUGGCUCUAAAGAAAAUGAAUUCUGAGAUUUCUCAUAGUCAUGAAAAAGAAAAAAAUCUGUUGCAUAAAAAUCGCAUGUUGGAGAAUGAAAUUGCUGGGCUAAGAUUGGAAGUAGACACAAUAAAAAAACAUACCCAGGAAAUAGAAAAGAAAUAUUUCAAGGACAUUAAAAUUGUGAAAGAAAAGAAUGAUGACCUUCAAAACACCAUGAAACUGAAUGAGGAAGCAUCAAAAAUAGUAUCCAAGUGUAGUGAACAACUGCAUGUUCUGACAACUGAGAAUACAAUGCUGAGUUCUAUGCUGAAGAAUGAAAAACAAAACAAGGAAAGAUUGGAAAGAGAAGUUGAAUUAUACCGUUCUAGACUGACUGCUGCAUUCCAUGAUCGUGGUGAAAGUCCAACAUUAAAAAGAGACUUAGACCUUAGUUUCCAGAGAGCGAGAGACGAGUGGUUUGAGUUACAGGACAAGAUUAAUUGUGACAUGUCUAAUCUAAAAGAUAAAAAUGUGAAUCUUUCUCAACAACUUCCUAAAGCUAAGUGUAAAUUCAACAGCCUAGAAAUUGAGCUCAGUCACACGAGAGAUACUGUCAGACAAAAAACUUCGGUUUUAGAGCUUGUACAAAGAGACCUUAGCCAAACACAGUGUCAAAUGGAGGAAAUUGAACAUAUGUAUCAAAAUGAACAGGGUAAAAUUAAUAAACACAUGAGAAAGGAAUCUGUAGAUGAGGGAUUUUCUCAACUACACAGUGAAAAUAUGUUUCUUCGACAGCAACUGGAAGAUGCUCACAACAAAGCUGAUGAUAACAAAAAGAAAUUAAUUAAUAUCCAAGAUGAAUUUCAUGCUAUUGUAAAAAAACUUCAAGCUGAAGGUGAAAGGCGAAAGCUUGUGCUACAAGAGAGAAAUGAGUUAAUGAGUGAAUGUAAUCAUUUGAAAGAAAGACUGCACCAGUAUGAAAAAGAAGAAGCAGAAAGAGAAGUAGUUCUAAAACAAUGUCAACAAGAACUGGAUGUUACCCUAAAAAAUCUACCUAGGUCAGAGGCUUCACUAGAGGUUGCAUCACAUUGUCACACUCAUUUAGAAGAUGAGACAGAGGCUUCAAAGAAAAAAUUAGAUCCAAGCAGAAGUCAAAUUGAUAAUCUUACAGCAAAACUGGAAACUGUAUCUUUAAAAUGUCAACAUCUGAGGGCAAAGAAUCAAAUUCUUCAACAGGAGUUAUUGUCUAUGAAAACAAUACAGAAGAAAUGUGAAAAACUACAGAAGAAGAAGAAUAACUUGGAACAAGAAGUAGUAAACCUCAGAAGUCAUAUGGGAAUGAAUAUGGUGGAACGUGGUCAAGUAGAACAGUAUAAAUGGGAAAUUGAAGAGAGAGCAAGACAGGAUAUAGUAGAAAAAUUAAAAGAAGUCAAUCUAUUUUUACAGGCACAAGCAGCAUCUCAAGAUAACUUAGAGCAGUUAAGAGAGGAUCAUAUGGCUUCAAUACAUUAUCAGAUGGAACUCAGAAUUAAAGAUAUGGAAUCUGAAAUGUCUAAAAUGAAAACUCAAGAAGAAUUUAAUAAAGCUGAAUUGAAACAAUAUAAGCAACUAUAUCUAGAAGAAUUAAAAGAUAAACAAUCUUUGUCAGAUAAACUAAACAAAAGUAAUGAGAAACUAGCAGAGGUCAGGUCUGAACUGCUUGUGGAGCAAGAGAAGAACAGGUCUUUACGCCACAGCCACACUCUUACUUCGAGGCCAGUCCUAGAGUCACCUUGUUUUGGAAGUCUUAAUGAUACUUCAGUUCUCAGCAGAACAUUUACUCCAAGGGAAAACUUGGCGAACCCCACCUCUACCCCACGGACUUCACAUAGCAGCCUGCAGAACUACUUUACUAUGAUGCAGCUGGAGUUUGAGAAAAAUAUAACUAGAGAACUAGAGGAAGGGUCUAUUUCUGCUCAUUUGGCCACCGACAAUUCUGUGAGUUUCUUAUCCAAGUAUGAUGGAGGAAGCAUUCAUCAACAAUCAUUUCCCUUGAACACAACUCUGCCUGAGAGGCUGAGCAAGAACGCAUAGGUUAAAAGGCAGCAAGUUAACAAUGCAAAGGUUGUUAGUAUUUCGUUCCUCUGUUUCUGAGAAGUUAAAAAUGACUGCUGGCACAGGAAGCAUCGAGGAUUUACUGUGCUGUUCCAGCUCUCUCCAGAUGGUGCCAGAAAAACUGACUAUUGACGUGCAAAAGAAAUUGGACCCUUAUCUUUCACUGUACACAAGAAUCAACUCAAAGUGAAUUGAAGAGUUAAAGGAUUUUCAAGAACUUAAAAGUGAAAACAAGCAAAUGAAAAACCCACCCAGAAAAAGGAGAGUCUAGGACAUGCCCAGCUGAAAGCUAAUGGCACCUUUAAGGAAUUCAGAAAGAUCAAUUUGACUGCAGUUUGAAGAGUGGGUUUGAGCUGGGAAAACUGCAACCAGGGACACAUACAGGAGGCCGUGUAGUUCCAGACAAAAGAUAAUGGAAACUAAACUAUGGCAGGGGAAGAGAGGAAGCCAUUAUGUUAGCCAGAUGUGCCUGUAUUUUGAAAAGAUCAAAGUCUUACCUGAAAUAAAGGGAGGAAAAACUUUGCGAGAUUUCAUUCCGAGAUUCAGAAUAUCAGUCAAGGCAUGUGGUGUCACAAAACUCAACCACCUAAGAAGUAAUCUUGAUGACUGCUUCACCAUGAAAUGGCAAUUGCACACUGGGACCACCCCCUUCAGAGAGAAGAAAAGCAUAUGUCAAAUUGCCUUAACUAGAGAUCCUUCAGGCAAAAUGCAUCCCUUUUUGGCACUGUCAAGAGCUGGAAUAAAUCAGAGAUAUCAUGCUGCCAAUAAGAUUAAGAAUGUAGCUCCAAUGAAUAAUAUCCAGAUGUUUUGGUAGAGUUUGAAAUCAUUGCAGUUAGAUUGUAGAUACCAACUGAAGUUGCUAUCAGUGAACAGCUCAAGACUUAAGGACUGACUGCCUCCCUGGGCGAGACAUGAUCAAGUUCAGACAAUGUUUGCUGUAACACAGGUUAUCCAGCCAAUAACUCUAGGAAGUUAUAUUUGGUUUGAGAAUUGAAAUAUAUGUGAAGAUGCAGCUGCAAACAUCAGUUUAAGAAUCUCACUGAGCAAGAGAAGGCAAAGGUGCUGGCACAACGAAGAACAGAUUCCAGUGAGGAGUCAUUGCUUGAAAAUAGCUACCUCAGGAAUUAGACCCCUCCAGCAAACAACCAUCAGCCCACACAGGAUCAACCCCUUCACUCCCUCCUUCUCCUUGGCCUACUCUACCUGACAAUGAUGAGGAUGAAAACCUUUGUGAUGAUCUACUUCCACUUCAUGAAUAGUUUUGGAACAAUUGCAUGAUGGGUUUUUGGGAAUAAGAGAGUGAAUGAGCUGUGAGCAAGGUCACCAUGGUGAGAAUUUGAAAGUAUAAAAUACCCGUGGUGGAGAAAUUCCAGGUUGCAAAGAAGUCCAGGGAGUGGAUUGUUACAGUAAAUUGGUAGGAAUGAUCAUUCCUGUGGAUGACUUUAAGGGUUAUACAUGAAGGAGUUGGACAGAAAUUGGCCUGAGAGUUUUACCAGGGCUGGAGAGAACAUUCCUGAGUCGGGGGCCAAAACAAUCGAUGCAUAAAAGGAGGAAUGCCAGAAAGCAGGGGACGUCAAGAAGAAGAUUCUGUUAGGCUAGACAGAAAUACUACAAAGAAUUGUUUGAUUUGUUCUUUUUUAUUCUUUGUAUUUUUGUCCAAGCUUACUAGCAAAUAACUGAGUAGUUGCAAAUACAAGCAAGAAAAGUGACACCUAUGUGUCUUGUUCUUGGGCUUGUAUUGUUUGGAAAGGAGGAUGAUAAGUAGCCCACGUGGGAGAGGGCUGUAGGAAAGAAUGUGUUCUCGAGUAGUUGGUUUCAGCCAGGACUAGCAAAGGGAAAGAAUAUGUCAUGGAAAAGUUAGAGAGAAUAGAGCAAUUUGAUGACAGUGGAAAGAUUAGUCAGGUGAGAGGCUUGGUAGAAAAGUUUGUAGAGGAAGAAUGAGAUUGGGCAAAAAUGUUAUGGCAAAGCUAGAGUAGGAAUGAUUUAUUCCUGGAGUUUACAUUUCUAGUGGUAGUCAAGGAUAAAGGCAGUGAGAAGUAUGUG